AUGAGUUCUUCAAACUGUAGAUUCUACGAAAACAAGUAUCCCGAAGUGGAUGAAGUUGUUAUGGUCAAUGUGCAAGAAAUUGCCGAAAUGGGUGCCUAUGUCAAAUUAUUAGAGUAUGACAAUAUCGAAGGGAUGGUGUUAUUAUCAGAAUUGUCCAGAAGACGUAUCCGUUCCAUCCAAAAGUUGAUUCGUGUUGGUAAGAACGAAGUCGCUGUUGUGUUGAGAGUCGACAAGGAAAAGGGGUACAUUGAUUUAUCCAAGAGAAGAGUCUCUGCUGAAGAUAUUGUCAAGUGUGAUGAAAGAUAUAACAAGUCCAAGGCCGUUCAUUCCAUCUUAAGACACUGUGCUGAAAAGUUCAACAUCUCCUUGGAAACCUUGUAUGAAACCAUUGGCUGGCCAUUAAGCAGAAAGUUUGGCCAUGCUUAUGAUGCAUUCAAAAUAUCCAUUACUGACCCAACCAUCUUUGAUGACAUUCAAGCUCCAAACCCAGAAGUCUUGAACGAAUUAAAAUUAUACAUUUCUAGAAGAUUAACUCCUCAGGCCAUUAACAUAAGAGCUGAUGUCGAAGUUUCUUGUUUUAGUUACGAAGGUAUAGAUGCCAUCAAGGAAGCCUUGAAGGCCGCCGAAGCCGUUUCCACUCCACAAAUGCAAGUCAAGGCCAAGUUAGUUGCUGCUCCAUUAUAUUUCAUUUCUGUCCAAGCAUUGGACAAGAAUCAAGGUAUUAAGUUGUUGGAAACUGCCAUUGAAAAAGUUACAGAAAUAAUUGAAUCUAAGGGUGGUGUCUGUAAGGUUAACAUGGCUCCAAAGGCUGUUACUGCUACUGAAGAUGCUGAGCUUGAACGUUUGUUGGAAAGAAAAGAAGCUGAAGAUAGAGAAUCUUCUGAUGAAGAAGAUGAUGAGUAG
Molecule: messenger RNA, 903 nt
Organism: Spathaspora passalidarum NRRL Y-27907
Lineage: Eukaryota; Fungi; Ascomycota; Pichiomycetes; Serinales; Debaryomycetaceae
Gene: SUI2
Product: translation initiation factor eIF2 subunit alpha
Exons: 1
Coding region: 1-903 (300 amino acids)
Cellular component (GO): eukaryotic translation initiation factor 2B complex; eukaryotic translation initiation factor 2 complex; multi-eIF complex
Molecular function (GO): translation initiation factor activity; RNA binding; ribosome binding
Source: RefSeq, a predicted model, not a curated record